AUGUUCUUAUCGGCCGUUGCGAGGCCACGAUGGGACGACAACAAGGAAGAGUGGUUCGACGGGAAGAUUGGAACGUGGCACUUCACGGAGACUGUCCCAGCGCAGUGCCGAAGCAGCCGACGCGACGCAGGAACGCCAGUGAUGAAGACAGUAUCUGUGAUACGGGAGACAUACAAGAAGAUGCUGAUCGGACAAGUCAUCCCAGCAAUCCGAUGCCAAGCACCGAGACCAAGACCAUCAAGAUUCAACAGGACAAUGCCCGUCCGCAUGUCCCCCCAGUCGAUCCAGACGUUGUCGCUGCCUGCAAAGACCAAGGCUGGGACAUGGAGUUUCUUCCGAGCCAUCCAGACCUUGCAAGCGGAGAAGCAUUCGAGCUGCCUGGAGGACAUCGUUACUGCUACUGAAGCGGCUUGGGCCGACGUGAGUUCAACGACGCUCAACAAGAACUUUCUGACCCUUCAGAGAUGUCUUCAAGAGGUUAUUCUCAAUCAGAGUGGGAAUGACUAUAAGAUUCCGCAUAUGAAGAAGGAUGUAUUGCAUGCUCGUGACUAUUCUACUCACAUGAAUAAACUCGCCACGGAGAUCCUCGAGAGCAUGCAGAUGGGUGCAAUUUGCACUCAGAUUGAGGCAUUAAAGGUUGACAUUGACGUGGAUGUUCAUGCCGACAUUGCUGCUGCAUUGGGCCUCAUUCAAUUGUUGGAUUAG
Molecule: messenger RNA, 705 nt
Organism: Aphanomyces astaci
Lineage: Eukaryota; Oomycota; Saprolegniomycetes; Saprolegniales; Verrucalvaceae
Exons: 3
Coding region: 1-705 (234 amino acids)
Molecular function (GO): nucleic acid binding
Source: RefSeq, a predicted model, not a curated record